GGAGAUACAGCAGGCAGGCUCGUCGGUCUCCAGUACCGUAACACCAGUAUUGUUUUUUAUAGUUUUAUGUAUUUAGCCAGCAAUGGUGCAUAUAUCAAAGUUAUUGACAAAAGUACUCGGUCCAGUGUUAUAGUGCUUUAAAUAAAGUGUAGUGCCUCAAAAAUAGACUCUAGGAAUAUGGAAAACAGCUCACAAUCAUCUACUAACCCCAUUUCUCAGGGGUGUGGCCCAAAUACCCAAAUAAAUGUUCAUGUGAGCCCCACCACGGGGGGCGAUUUUUACCUGAGCGUGGAAUCGGACAUUUCAAUCGAAAAUCUCAAAAAACUCAUAUCUAAAAGACUUAAAGUGCCGAGAGACAGAAUAUGUUUACUGUUCAGAGAUAAGCAAUUACAAGAUGGAAAUUUGGUUCAACAUGGAAUAUCUGAUGGGUCUAGAAUUACUUUAUUACCAAAUGUUGAAACAGGACUCAUAACCCAGCGUCCUGAAAUCGGAAUAAUGCAAGCCCUAGAAUCUCUAAACGAUACCCAAGUGAAUGAAUUCCUGUGUGGUAAAGCACCGCUCAAUCUCAGUAUGCGUUUGGGAGAUCACAUGAUGCUCAUCCAGCUACAACUCAGUACCGUUUCAGGCGUGAAACCGCCCAACUCGCCCACGCCCGCGUCUCCCACGCCAUCGUCCUCCUCCUCUUCUACCACCAUUCCCGGGACAUGUACUACUGUUCCCCAAUCAGCGAAUCCACCCACCAACCCUCCUAGUCUAUUGCAGGCCUCGCGCAACCUGCAGCACACACUUAGAAGACUGUCUGCUGAUGUGUUCUCUGGAAAAGAUAGAGGCCGUCGGGAAAGUGUUUAUUCCGGAACCUUCAGCGGAGCUUUAAAUCCAGCUUUACAAGAUCCCAAGGGUCGACCUCGGCGCGACGUUGCCACUAUCGUACACAUUCUUAAUGAUCUCCUUUGUUCCGUACCGGAACUUCGUAGGGUUACUCGCAAAGGUUCCGAAGAACCCACCGCCCACGUCCCCGUCGAACAGCAAGACGAACCGAUGAUAACCACGUCGUGCAGCGAAGAUCAGAACCUGAGGACUCGCGGCAAGUUGGAACACCUCAGGCUCGUCAUGGGUGAGAGACGAGAACGGAGGAGACAACGUAAACAGAAACCUUAUUCGCUACCUCAGAGUGACACUGACACUGUCACCGCAUGAAACACAGCUUCCUUGUACAUAGGUUAUUAGUUUUUAUUUUCGAGAUGGUGAAGCUGAUGAGAUAAGGGGGGUCGAAGUAACGUACGUGACGUAUGGAAUAGCGUUUUUUUAUUCUUUUCAAACAGUAUUCACUAUAAUAAGUUAGCAGCUGUUUGAGACUUCCUACUAAAAAUUCAAACAUCUUUAAAAAUCGUGCAUGUUUUUUGUUUGUUACCCCAAACUGUUAAAAAAAAUAAAAAUAUAUAACAACAGACAACCCCGUAACAUAGCCUGAUAGUUUGGUAAGUUAAAGAUUCACUUUCUGUCUAGAAGUGUAUCUUUGUUUUUGAUAUUUCUUACUUUUCGAUCUUUUUGUUUUCUAUUGUUCCAAAUAGUAGACUGAACAACUUCUGGUUGUUGUAUAGGGCCAUAUUUGUCUUCCAGUGGCACUUCAGCCCAAAAAUUGUUACUUCAACAUUGCCAAUCAUGGUCCGUUUGCCUUCAAGCUUUGGCACCCAUUAGAUUUUGUGCUUUCACUGCCACCUCAUUCUUCCUCUUCUCCGUGGAUUCUCUUUUGGUCUUUGGCUAUUUUUUUGUCUGGAGUUCUUUUUGACAAUCGUAAUUUAUUCUCCAGCCAUUACAUGGCUAGUCUAUUCAAGUCUCCGGGGUUUAGCGGAUUCUGAAAUAGGUAUUUCUUUGAACAUUUGUUAAAGUUAAUGGUUCUGUCUGUCUCGCAUCCAUAUUUUAUUGUUGGUCUGACAAUGAUUCUAUAAAUUUUACUCUACUAUGUUUCGUGUAUUUUGUGGAGCGAAAUAUGUGAAUUACGCAUGAAUAAUACCUCGCAGAUACGGCACUGAAUGAAUAGCGAACUCCCGAUCGUUUCGCCAGUAAAAGUUUGACAACUCGAAACGAAAAUCUGUCAUUUCGCGCAUCUCAGUAUUAGGCAAGGCGCACAUUGAGACACAUGCGACACAACCCACGCAGGGCAGCACAAACAACACAUUGCACUAAAUUCAUGGGCUGAGUCGGCUAAACGCAUAUUGUCACACAAUAGUUGUGUUGUUUUCUACGUUUGCGGCCAUGGAAAAUGUAUUGCUAAGUUCUGAGUCACAUUCGGACGCAGAUGGGGAAACAGUAGUUUUGCUUUACGACCUAUCAAAAAGAAAUAAACCAUAUUGGAAAAAUAAUUCCAUGAAAAAAGGAUGUCAUGGUGAACUUAAUUUGGCAUCUAAAUUCUCAGAGUCAAAGUUCACUUUGGCAUACUAUUCUAGAUGUUAUCUGUUAGUUUUGAUUUCAUAUAUGAGGGAUUAUGUAUUAUAUAGAACAGGAAAACUUCUAACAGACUCAAUUAGGUCUUCCUGCAUUUUUCCUAACAAGCACGCACUCGCACGAUAUCUGUGUCUUGAACAAUGAGCGACUCAUCUUAUUUUGGUGGCAUUCAUGGCCUACGCUGCGCUGUGUCUUGAUAUUGUUCGUCCGCUAUAACUUUUCCCAUGGGUCACGAUUCAUUUUCAAACAAAUUAAGUCAAAACAUAAAGUGAAACUAACGCCAAUGUGUGUAGUAUAUAGUAUACAGUAUACAAAAUGUAUAUACACAUCGACGUUCGUUUCACUUUAUGUUUUGAGUUUUUUUUUUAAUGAAUCGUGACGCAUGGGAAAAGUUAUAGCGGGCGUCCAAUGCUGGCCACACGAUGCAGAAACGUAGCGUGUGCUGUCUUGCGUGGGUUGUGUCACAUAUGUCUCAAUGUGCGCAUUGCCUUAAUGAUUUGUGUAUAUGCGAGAAAGAAUUUAAAUCCGUGGUAAAUUCAUAACAUCUAAGUAAAUUGAAAAAGAUAUUAUGAGUUAAAGAUAUAGUCUAUCCUGGUGAAUGCCCAUUCAGACUUCUCGAAUCUCUGUUGUACUUCAUUUGUUACGCUUGUAUUAGUAAGUGUGUCGGUACUCGUCAUAAUGGCUUGUGAUUAAUAAAUAGACUUAGUUGUUUCUACGUAUAAUAUAAACUCGUCAUAUUAUAGUUCUAGCUCAUUUCUUCGUCUGACUGUUGCUUCUCGUGUUGUUGUUGUUAUUUGUAGGUCUUUAAUAUGGUCAAGGAAAAUAUCGACUCACGAUAACUGGUUCUGCACAUGAUUAAAUUAUUUCGUAUCUAUUAGCAAGCUCAUGUGAACUUUGAUGUAUCCAAAAACUAUGAUUUGAGCAUCGGACGACUUCUUAUGCGCAUGGAAUAUUCGAAUCAUGACGUAGCUUCCCUCCUUCAGUGGCGUAGAAAAGAGGUAAACUCAAUAAUAUUGCAGUAAUUUAUUUUAGUUAAUAUAUAUUAUCUAUAGCUGUCUGGUAAUAGCUAUAUAUUAUAUUAGAACCGUUUUUAUGUGUGUACAGAAAUAAGGUAUUCGAGGUAUUCUUCUCCAACACCCCAUCUGAAAUUUGCCAAUUCUUCCAUUAUCUGCUGUUCUAAUGGUCCAGGAUUCGAGACAUAACUGAAUAUUGGGAAAACAAAGGAUUAAUUUGAUAAUGAUCUUAUUUAGUUAUAUUUGUGAGUUUUUAAUAUUUUGGUGAAGUUGCGUAGCUGUUUCUAAUAGCAAGUAUCUCGUGAUAUGUUUUUCUCUUUUACUGAAUGUGUUCUAUUUAAUAACUAGUUCAAGCAUUAUAGGAUUAAGUUGUUACGGUUGUUGUCAAAUUGUUUGUUAUAUUGUGGGGUUUUUACCAUUUUACUCCUUUGUGUCAAAAACAUUCCUCAAGUCGACAAAGCUUAUAUAUUUUUGUAAUCUUCUCAAGGGAAUAUUAGUGAGAAGUUCCACCACGGUUGAGGCUAGUAAAAAAUGCACCAGAGUAAAAUUGUAGAAAGUUUAUAUACAGGGUGUUUGGUAAUGAAUGGGCCAUAUACCUUAGAUUCUUGAGGUUGAAAUAGGUCGAUUUAACUUACUUUAGUACGAAAUUUGAUAAUAACGGAAAUACAGGGUGUCUAAGUUCAACUUUUAUUUUAUUUAUUCUUGAAUAUUUCCUGACAGGCAUGGGAUAAUUCGCCAUCAAAAAUUAUGUAUUACCCAGAGGGCGCCACAUACCUCUUUUACGCGCUCAUUUAAUACGUUCAAUUUUUUUAUUGCCCACUGGACAUAGUUUUAGAAUCAAAACUUUAAUUCCCCUAUCAUUUUUACUUAAAAAAAAUAUUACAUUCAUAUCGCUAAACUCCACCGUUUUCGAGAUAAACGCAUUUUAAAUCUGCGAUACAACAUAAUUUUUUGCAUAUCAUUGUAGUUACGCCCGAAAAAUAACUUAAAAUCAUAAUAAUUUUCAAAAAUUUAUCGCAAAUUCCUUCAAAUGGAAUUUGUGAUUCACAGAUAUAAAUAUGGGAACUUGCCCAAUUAUUAUGGUUUCAAGUGUAUUUUUCGGAUGUAACUACAAUGAUUAUGUAAUAUGCAGAAAAUUGUGUUGCAUCUCAGAUUUAAAAUGCGUUUAUUUCGAAAACGGUUGAGUUUAGCGAGAUGAAUGUAGUAUACCUUUUUUAUGUAAAAAUAUUAAGAGAAUAAAACUUUACAUUCAAAAAGUAUGUAGAGUAGGGAAUAAAAAAAUUGAACGUAUUAAAUGAGUGCUGAAAGACGUAUGUGGCGCCCUCUGGGAAAUACAUUAUUUUCGAUGGCGAAUUUAGAUUUCUCGUUCCAAAAAACCUCCGCUUACCAAAGUUCGUGUUGUCAGCCCAUGCCUGUCAGGAAAUAUUCGAGAAUAAAUAAAAUAAAGGUAUAACUUUGACACCCUAUAUUUCGGUUAUUAUCAACUUUCGUACUAAAGUAAGUUAGCUUAAAUCGACCUAUUAGCUCAGGAAUCUAAUAACCUAUGGCCCAUUCUUUACCAAACACCCUGUAUAUGCCAUCAUCCUAAUAAAAAUUAAAUUUUCUACUGCAAAUAUUUUUACUAUGCUGAUAAAAGGUUAGGCUUAAUUUAUAAUCAUAUUAUUUAUGCAUAAGAGUUGCAAGGAUCCUAAACGUUAAAUAUUACUUGACAAGGUAAAGAAAUUGAUAAUUUUCUAUGAUUUCUUUAUUACUGGUAAUUGAAAGGUGAAAUUAUUGCUGUGUGAAACACCCUCAGCGCCAGUGUAUCCUUUUAGAUACACACUGUCCUUAACGCUGUGUGCCGAAAAAGAUACACAUGGCUCAUUGUGUUCGAUCGGUUGUGUCUCCUAAAAGGACACACUUUUUAAGUUUUUAUAUGUAGAGAAUAAUAAUGUUAUGGCCUGAGCCAAUUUCCUGGUAUAACUAGGUUUGGCCUUAGACACGUAGACAUGAAAAGAUAGGCUGUAUGUAACUAGAAAUUCAUAUAAACAUACAAAAAUAGAAAAAUACGAAAAUAAAGUGCAAAUAAAUAAAAAAAAUUGCUUCAGUCACCCUAAAAUAAAUAAAAAAAACUCUAGAGCUCAGUUAUUUUUUUAUGUUCCUCUGUUCGUUCAUGAGAAUAUCGCGAAUAAAAGCGAAUGUUUCUUAUGCUCAUUUAAGAUAAAUCAUAUCAUACUUUCAAUUAGCAGUAAUGAGAAAAUCGCCAAAUAUUAUCUUAGCACAAACAUGACAGAAAAUCCUGCGAUUUUUGCAAAAGAAAAUUGAAUUUUUACAAGGAUUGUCUGGGGAAGGCCACAAUUUUGAUUAUCUGUGAUGUAUCUUUUAGUACCCUCAACGACGUAAUCCAACUUUAGAGUAUGAUAUUCCAGUUUAUAACGCCAGUAUAGAAGGUUAAGAAUUUAUCAUAAACUUUAAAAUAAUAAUUAGUUUUUAUUGCAUUUUUUGACUUUUCAACUUUUCAAUAUUCAACAUAUAAUUGUUGCUUAAACAAAAAAUUUGAACGUAUUACACUUGCAAUCAUAAAAAGCCGGUCACUCGACGAAUUAUUCAAGUUAGAUGUCUCAAAUUUUCUAAACCUGUUGUCCGAUUUGAAUGAUUUUUUUAGUAUGUUAUAUUCUUAUUCUUCAACAAUAUCGCUAUAAUAAUAUUGUUGCUAGACAGGUAAAUUGUCAUUGUAUACCGGGUGUAACAAUCAGUGUUUAUUCCUCAAAGUUCGGAACACCCUGUGGAAUGUUUUAGCAUAGAUAAAAUAUUGAUAUUAAAACUCAAUUGUAGCCUUAGGCUUUCUUAACAUCUUCUUUUUUGAUUUAUUUGUUUAUGUUGGAUAAUAAAAAAGUUAGGCAAGUUAGUAACUAGCCAUGUUCUUUAUCAAUACAGGGUGUUUCUAAAUAAGUGUGACAAACUUUAAGGGGUAAUUCUGCAUGAAAAAAUAAUGACAGUUUGCUUUAUAAACAUAUGUCCGCAAAUGCUUCGUUUACGGGAUGUUAAAAUUGUCUUACAAACUGACGAUUUAUUUAUUGCUCUAAAACCCGUAAAGAUAUGCAAAUGAAAUUUGGUAGGUUUUAAGAGGCAGUUAUUUUGCAUUUUUUGACAUACAAUUAAUAAUUCUAUAUUCACCAUUGGCGUGCAUAUGAGUAUAAACAUUUUAGAUACAUCCCGUAUGCACGCCAAUGGUGAAUAUAAAGUUCUUAAUUGUAUGUCAAAAAAUGCGCCAUAACUACCUCUUAACAGCUACCAAAUUUCAUUUGCAUAUCUCAACCGGUUUUAGAGCAAUAAAUAAAUCGUCAGUUUGUAAGAAAAAAAAUUAACAUCCCGUAUCUUGAAACCGAAUAAUUUGCGGCCAUACGUUUAUAAAGUAAACAGUCAUUAUUUUUUCAUGCAGAAUUACCCCUUAAGGUUUGUCGCACUUUUUUAGAAACACCCUGUAUUGAUGAAGAACAUGGUUAGUAAUUACCGUGCCUAACUUUUUUAUUAUCCAACAUAAAAAAAAAUCAAAAAAGAAAAUGUUAAGAAAGCCUAAGGCUACAAUCGAGUAUUAAUUUCAAUAUUUUAUCUAUGCUAAGACAUUCCACAGGGUGUUUCGAACUUUGAGGAAUAAACAUAAUAUGAUUGUUACACCAGGUAUACAAUGAAACAUUAUUAUAGCGAUAUUGUUAAAGAAUAAGGUUAUAACAUACUAAAAAAAUCACUCAAAUCGGACAACAGGUUUAGAAAAUUCGAGACAUCUAACUUGAAUAAUUUAUCGAGUGACCCGCUUUUUAUGAUCGCAAGUGUAUAUAAAACAAUAUAAGUAGAUUAAUCUAUAUUUUCUUUUAUAUAUCUUCCAUUGUCCUUGAACACAAAACAAAGAUACUGUCAACUUCAUUUAAAAAAUUCUUCUUCUUCAGGUCUACUUGCUUCACAUAUUUAAGACAAUAACAAUGAUUGCUAUGAAUGUUGAUACUUAUAAUCAUUAAUAGUGGUAAUGCAGAUACAUUCUUCUCCAUUCGUACUUACAGGAAUAGCUGUUGUUGGUAGCUUGUUGCAUUUAAAAACUAACAAAACAACUCUAAAUAUUAUUAUCGCCAGCUCAUGAAUAUAGACACCAAAAUGCCUAUUUAAUGCCAAACGUGCCUAGAAUUUUCUAGUAAAAACGCAAAUUUUUCUCAGGAAUAGCACAAAAACUUCAAACUUCCAUCAAUAUUAAAAUUGUAUUCCUAGCAAUAACCUGUAUCAAAUUCUCCGUCUAUAGUAUUUUUACUACAAAAGCAAGAUUACGUAGGUCAAAAUUUCUGACGUCAGAGUACUACCAAAUCAUUAGAAUUUUCAGAGUUUUCAUUAAAACAUUUUUACUUCAUUUCGUACACAAUUUAAUUCACAUAAGGUUUGUUCCAACUCGAUACAAAACCGUUCUUGAACGGUUCGUGAACCGCGCAGUAACGAAAAAUGUGUUACUGCGACAAUUAUUCGUUAUUGCACAUGCGCGUAACGAUUCAAGAACUGUUUUGUAUCGAGUUGGAACAAACCUAAUAUAGCUUUAAACACUGUAUGUACUAUUUUUAUAAAUACCUACAUAUAACAUUAAAUAUAGCUUAAUUUAAAUACUAUUGUAAUUUUUGUUGUGUACCUAUACUUGUUGUGUUUGUAUUGAAAAACAUUAUAUGCCAAAGCAAAAUGCUUAAUAGAUUAUUUUAAACAAGAACGAAGUAAGUUAAAGAAUUUAGAUUUCUUAGAUUAGGUUUAAUAGAAAUAAGAUUUUUAUUAGAUUUAAAGAUCAGAAAGUUUUCUUGUGAAUUUUAGCGUUUGCAGUAUUUUAAAAAUAUUAAAUAAUCUAUUUUAAUGAUUAUACCUACACUAUGAUAUUGUUGUUAAUUAAUAUAUUUCGGCAAGUAAUGAAAAUCAAUUGACAUCAUCAAUUAGAAUAAAUAAUUAUAGAUAUUAAUUUUAUAGGUAAACAAAAAAAAGAAAAAUAUUUCUGAAAACUAAUGGCAUAAACGUGGCCAUGAUGAAAAGUCACAUUCUAAUGUUUUGACAGUGCUCUUACGUCAGAAAUUUGGACCUACCUACGUAAUCUUGCUUUUGUAGUAAAAAGACUAAUAUAUAGAGUUAUGUGUGGUUUUCUGUGUCAAUAGUCACUAUAUUUAUACAGCGUAUUUCAGACAUGCGAUGUAGUGUAGUACUAAGGAUAGUACUUCACGGCAGUAGCCGUGAUAGGUAGUAUUAGGCAGGUACUUGUAGAGGAUUAUCGCUCUUAACUGCUGUGGAAUACAAAAGUAGGAUUUAUUUAUGAUAAUUCACAGAAUCUGUGAAAUAUGGCAAACCACUUGCAAUAUACAACACUGAUUCUAACGUUUUAAACGCAGUGUAGGUAUAUCAUUUACUCGUAUUUCUAAAAUAUUGCAAAGAGAUCUGAAAAUAGUGACUAUAGAUAAAGAGGAACCAUACAUUUCGUUAAAAGAUAAUCAAUUUCAUAUCUUAUUACAAUAGUAAAACAAAAAACACUUAAAACAACUAGAUGAUUGAGUAUACUACUACCUAUACUAAUAUUAAAUAAACGUCAUCGUCACUCAACAUCAAGGUAUUUCUGAAAGGAAAGUUAAGUCGAAAGGAAUUAUAGAAUCAAUUUAGUCGUAUGGUUCAAGUGGAAAUCGGUGGGACUGUACAUUUUAUCAAUGAAAUUAGAUAUGUCUGACACUCCAGAAGCUGCUAACGAUAAAAUGUUUUAACAUCGCAUUAAUCAUUGUAAAUUAGUGGAGGGAUAUUAAUACAGUGAAAAUAAUAAGACAAGAACUGGAUGAUAAUGAUUAUAAAGAAUAAAUUUUAAAAAAAAUUCUACUUUAAUGACAAAAAAAGCAAGCUCAUUAGCAGAAACAAAUUCAAAAUUAUUUUGCACAUCAUAUGUGAAACAUUAUUUGGUUGAAAAAUUUCAUUUUUGUUGGCACAAAAAUAUAUUAAUUUGUCUGGACUAAAUUACAGUUCUGUUUAUCUUAAAAGGGUUAUGUUACUAUCAACAUUCACACAAUGUUGCCAAACUGAAUUUUGUUAUUUUGGGUGUAAAUUUUUUCCACCUAUCUCCGAGGGUACAAUACCCUACAAUUUUGCUGGGGAGCGUUUUCUGCCAUAAUCGAAAAAAUCAAUGCCAACGACAGGUUCUGGGCCUAUGAAUGUUUCCCCUCCCCUGCAAAUCUGCCCGUUUUUCGUUCCCUAAUAGUAUUGCAGACACCCAGAGUAAACUUAAGACAGUUCCAAAAUAACUUAGACUUUAUUUGAUUCGAUUCCAAUGCCUUUAAUGCCACCAAGUUAUCAGAUACAUUUUUUAUAGGUGUGUCGCUGCAGUUUCUCUUUAUUAGUUCCUGCAGGUACAUUUCUAUAGCAUAAAUUUUCGUUUGGAAGAUGCUAGAACUAGAGUGAGUACCUAAGCUUUCACUAAAGCUUAGCCUUGGUUUCCCUCCGUAUACUCCAGCUCCCAACUUCUUUAUUAGUUUUAGAGCCGUCAGGAUACCAGUAUUGAUCUGCCAUUAUUAGAUUUGUUUUAUUCGACUCUCAUUCAUUCUUUUCUGGAAAAAGGACGGUAAGGCUUUUCGAAAUUAUAUUUAGGUGGCAUUGCAUCUGGUACUAUUUUCAAUUCUGGGUGAUUGUUAAUUAUCUCUCCAGACUUGAUCCCGAUAUCUUAUCCGUCUUGGGUAUGCUCCUACCUUAUUUAGAACUAAUCCUAGCUCUUUUUCUUAAAUGCAGUCUGGAAUCCGGAUUUGGAUUUCUAGGCUGUAUUCCAAAAAACAUUUUUUGUGACAUUUCAUCUAUAAGUGUAGCAGACAUCAUUGAAGACGGUGACCUUAUUUAUUUAUUUUAUUUAGCGUAUGGCACCUGACACAUUUACAUUAUAUUUUGUAUAAGACAAUACAUAGGUUCACAAACGUACAUCUAACUUAUUUACAUAGUCUAUCGACUCUGGAGUCGCCAUCAGGAAAUCCUCUGACCUGCCAUGAUAUGAUCUUGUCGGACACUGUUCUGUGAUGUGAUAGGGUUUGUGGUUGUCCACAGUUACAGAGUGGGGAUGGUCGUUUACCCCAUUUGUGCAUCAUGUAACCACAUCUGCCGUGUUGGGUUCUGAUUCGGUUCAGCAUAGACCAUGUGUUGCGUGGUAAGUCAAAGCCUGGUGGUUUUUGUGUGAUGCAGGGUAAGUUGCUAUUUUGUUGUUCCAUCCAUUCUCGAGUCCAUGUUGUCGUUAAAUUGAACUCAGUUUCCACAGCAACCUUUGCUGUUUUUAUUGCUGGUCGUCUGGAGCGUAGACGGUUACCGUUGGCGGCAUCUAUAUCUUGAUGGAUUGGCAGGUUCUCGUUAUCUACUAUCUUUCUGUACUCACUAGUGAGUGCGUGUAUGCGUCGUAGUUUGGGUGGUGGAAUGUGGCUUAGUACUGGGAGCCAUUGCGUAGGGGUGGAUUUGAUAACUCCAGCAAUCAUUCUCAUUGUAUUAUUCAAUUGGGCAUCUACUUUGUGUAUAUGUGGGCUGUUAAGCCAUGCUGAAGAGCAGUAUUCCGCAGUUGAGAAGACUAGAUCCAGGGCAGAUGAUCGCAAGGUGGAAGCGGAUGCUCCCCAUGUUGUGCCGCACAGCUUCUGGAUGAUGUUGUUUCUGGAUUUAAGUUUUUCCGCUGUUUUUAUCAGAUGUUCCUUGAAUGAUAGGGUUCUGUCAAGAGUCACCCCAAGGUACUUUGGUGUUUUAUUGUAGGCGAGUGUGGUGUUUUCGAACUGAAUAUUGAGUAUUCUUCCUGCAAGCUUGUUAUUUAGGUGGAAACCGGAAACCUCUGUUUUCGUAGCGUUUGGUUGGAGUCUCCAUUUACGGAAAUAUUUUCCCACUAUGUGUAAGUCCGCCGUGAGGAUUUCUUCUGUUUCUUCAAAUGACUUACACCUUGUUGCAAGGACCCAGUCAUCGGCGUAACCAAACUUCCUUGAUCUGGUUUCUGGUAUAUCAGAGAUGUAUAGGCUAACGAGAAGAGGAGCUAGGACAGAUCCCUGAGGCAGUCCAUUCUUCAGUUUCCUUGGGGUGCUGAUGUCAGAUCCCAUGACCACUUGAAUCGUUCGGUCAGCUAGCAUGCUGUUGAUUAUUCGAGCGGUGGACUUACAGGGGAUUGUACGGAGGAGCUUGUAUAUCAUGCCUUCUCUCCAGACUGUAUCGUAGGCCGCUGUUAGGUCUAUGAAUGCGGUUGCAGUUUUAAGUUUUCGCUGGAACCCUGCCUCAAUAAAUGUGGUAAGUGAAAGAACCUGAUCUGCGCAGCUUCUUUUGGGUCGGAAACCUGCCUGAUCAACCGGUAUUGUUUCAAGCAGCGUUGGGCUAAUUCUAUUGUAGAUAAGGCGCUCUAGAAGCUUAAACGUCACCGAUAGUAGGGCUAUUGGUCUGUAAUACUUAGGGUUAUCAUUUGGUUUCCCUGGUUUGAAUAUGGCAAUGACCUUCGAGCAUUUGAGUUCCUGUGGUAUGAUACCGGUCUUCAUAAUGUCCGUGGGCUAUCCAUUCUCUAGCACAUUUGCCGCAGUUAAUUAAGAAUUCGGGAUGAAUAUUGUCAAAACCUGGGGCUUUACCUGGCUUUACAUCCUUAAGAGCAAUAGUGACUUCUUCGGAAGUGAAAGGGCGGGAGUAUUCGGUGUCUGUAGAUUGGAAUUUUAAAGUUUUGAGCUCUCGUUUUACCUUGGUUGUAUGUGGCUUGUCUUUCGGUGCUCUAGAUGUUGAUACCAGAUGUGAGGCAAUAGUGUUUGGGUUAAUCGUUCUUUUGUUCCUUGUUAUAGGUGUUCCUCUUCCUAAUUUUCUUAACAGUGUCCAUGCUUGCCUGCUUGACGUUUGAAAAUUAAGACUUUCUACAGUUUCGGUCCAUUUUUGUUGUCUCGCUGCAUCUAGUCUAUGGAGCAGUUCAUCUGCUAUUUCUUGAUCGCCACUUUCAAGGAAAUUUUGGUACAGUUCUUCACUAUUAUGGGACCAACCGGGAAUGUAUUCUUUUCGAUAGCCUCUUGGUAUAUGCUUUUUUGCCGUGCUUAUUACGGCUCCAACGAAUCUUUUGUAAUUUCUACCGGUAGGGGGUAUGAGUCUUGUCCAGUUCCGUAGAAAACCUACUCCACUUAGCUUUCUUCAGAUUCCACCGUGGGCGAGGGAUGGAUGUGAUUAUAGGAAUUUGUGUUCCUGCCUUAUUGGGUGACCUUAUAUCGUCCCGUCACGAUUACGUCCAGAAGACGAUAUAGAAGCCACAAUAACAAAAGUUUUGACAAAGUAUCAUUUGAAGUAAUAACCUCGGUUAGCUCAGGAACUCCUCACAAGCAAAAUUGGAAAAUAUGCCUAAAUUGACACACUAAUUAAGGGAUUUGACGCAUAGGUUUACCUUGAGUGACGAUAUAUGUUUAUUUUUAUAAAUAUUACAAAUUUUUGUUUUAAUCUGUUUUAUAUUUUUGGCAUAAUGUUGAAAUAACUUGGUUAAAAUAUAAUUAUGUAGUUCCUGAUUUAAUGUCUAAAAGAGCACAGUUUAUACCGUCUCAGAUAAAUCUAGUAAAAAAAGUGCAAAAAAAGAUAGAUUCAGUAGUUUCUGUCUUAUUUUACAGCUUAAAUAAAUUUCAUUCUGCAUCCAACACAGCUGGGCCUGGUACUUUUAUUAAACUUCCACACUUACAAAUAUUAAACAAGUCUUCUUGUAUGUAUUGUUGCCAAAUUUAAUUUUUCCAGUUUGUAAGAUUUUUGCUUAAAACAGACAACACUGCUCAUAUAUUUUAACGAGCAGUAUUAUUGAAUAAAAUCAGUAUUCUCAAAUGUUUACACUUUUAUAUUGUACAUAUACUAUCCAAGCUCAUAUUAUACAUGCUUAAAACUAAUUUCUUCGCAGUGAUCUCAUUAUUUGAACUUGGAUCGGUCCAUUUACAAUAUUAAAGGAAAUAUGUAUAUUAAUAUCCUAGGUCCUAGAUCAAUAGAUUUAUCUCUUUAUAUAUAGAUUUUUGAUUUUGUACUCUUCUGCAGCACAAAAUGCUUGUACACUAAAUAUUUUUUGACUGAUUAUAAACAGCUUGUGGCAAAAUGCUUGCAAUCUUGAAUAUAUUACCAAUUCAUAAAAGUGUACAUUUAAUGACAGAUUAUUUUUUAAUCGUGACCAGACAUCUCGUAACGCGACAGUUCGUAACAACGAGAGUUCGUAACUAUACAUCUUCGUAACGGACAAUUCGUAACGUCAAAAUUGGAUUAUUCUGUUUAUUUUUGUUAACGUUUAAACUAAUUUUUAUUACAGUUACAAUUGAAAUUACUUUUAUCAGUUUAAUGAACGAGCAUAUAAACAUUUUCAACACAUUUCAUAUUUCGUGGAGAAAUAAAUUUUGAAAAUUAUCUUAAAAUAAAUAUAAUAUUUGUUAUUUUUAUUUAAUUUAUUUUUCACACUUAAGAGAAUUUUUUUUUAAAUCUUUAGUUGUCAUAUUAACAAGAAUAUAUGCAAAAAUAUGUGUGAAAUAUAUCUAAAAAGAAGUGGUUUUAAAAAAGUACCAUUACUUUUAGUGUAGGAAUGUAUGCAAAAUGCAUUUUUAUUAAAUUCAGUAAUACUAAAUUUGCUAAAAAAAUAAAUUUUGGUGUUACGAAUAUGUAUAGUUACGAACUGUCGCCGUUACGAAGUGUCGCUGUUACGAACUGACGUCGUUACGAACUGUUCAUUACCAUUUGUCUGGUUACGAACUGUCGCGUUACGAGAUGUCAUGGGAACCUGUUUAAUUCAUUAAAUCCUUAUUAAAACUAUCUUCCAAUAGGAAAAACCUGCUUACAUACGUAGCAUUUAUAGCAAAGUUUAUAUAUAACUGACACCAAUAGACAAUAAAGACAUAAAA
Molecule: messenger RNA, 14311 nt
Organism: Diabrotica virgifera virgifera (western corn rootworm)
Lineage: Eukaryota; Metazoa; Arthropoda; Insecta; Coleoptera; Chrysomelidae
Gene: stx
Product: midnolin homolog
Exons: 5
Coding region: 178-1197 (339 amino acids)
Cellular component (GO): nucleus
Molecular function (GO): protein binding
Source: RefSeq, a predicted model, not a curated record